Molecule: messenger RNA, 4358 nt
Organism: Anarrhichthys ocellatus (wolf-eel)
Lineage: Eukaryota; Metazoa; Chordata; Actinopteri; Perciformes; Anarhichadidae
Gene: ano10a
Product: anoctamin 10a
Exons: 15
Coding region: 1356-3359 (667 amino acids)
Biological process (GO): chloride transmembrane transport
Cellular component (GO): plasma membrane
Molecular function (GO): chloride channel activity
Source: RefSeq, a predicted model, not a curated record
AAGACUGCUGCUGCUGCUCAGCAGUGGAGAGGACCUGGUAAGUUGCGAGAUAAAUGCAAAAAAAAAUGUCUUCAACGUAACAUAGAUUAUUUAGUACGAUCUGACAGCUUUUGGUUCACUAACAUGUUAUGUGUGAAACCGUUACCGUACGUAUGUCUUCUUCAAUUAAGUACUAGGCUAGCGUUUCAAAGUCAUUGAUAGCUUUACGAACACAAAUAACUUCACUCCCGUUUUUAAUAUGUUCUAAUGUACCAUAAAAAGAUAGAAGUAUUGACAGUCUAGCGAGAAACGCAGGCUUUGUAUUUAUUUCAUUAUAAACCAUAUAAGCUACAGUGGGAUUCAAGGGGCUUCUAAUAUAAUUAGCAUAUGUGAACAUAAAUAUCGCACUUUGCAAAUGAUUAGCAUGAAAAAGCACAGGUGUAAUUGAUUAAGUUCCAUAAAUGACCCAUGGCUCCAUUACAUAUACAGUAUAGUUGUCCAUCUCACUGAAGAGUGCAUGGCACAAUGGAUGUGAUUAUUACUCCCAAAAAAUCUUCUUUACAACCACACUUAAACAAUUGCUCCUCUUUGGUUUGGUAGUUCCAGUUGUAGCCUGUGGGAUCAUGGGAAAGCUAAAUAUGUAUAUCUCUUCUCUGUAAAAUCAGUUUGUAAAGUCUUAAAUGUGAGCGCGCGUCGUGAUUGAUUUCGACAUCACGUCCACAUCGAUACCAGAGCUGCUGUCACGUCGGUGGGCGCGACCGAGCCUGCUGCGCCGCUUGUGACGUGGAACUUCUUAACUUACUCCAGUCCACCGGGCGCAGCAGCCUCCAGACUCUCAAAAACGAACUACGCACAGUCGUAUGUUGUUUCUAAAUCUAAUCUGACUGUUCCCGAGGCUGGAACAGAGCCCAUUUCCUUCGCAGACACACAGAUCCGAGUGAGUACCGGGAUGUUUUAGCUCUGGAGCAGUCUGUGUCACGAACGCAGACUUGUACUGGAGCAGUCUGCGCUUUCCAACGCUGCUUUUCCACACUAACGUCACCAGCCUCCUCCCUUUUUCUGCCUCAGCUGUUUCUGUCAGUGAGCUGCAGGCUCUCUGUCUUCCGUUCUCCCUUCACUGUGUGUGGGUGUGGAAUAGAUCCAGUCACCCCGUGCAGUAGAUCAUAGUAGUCACACCUUGUGUAAACUAUAGGUGACAAUAUUUACUUUGACUUUGCUCUGUUCUGUUCUUUUUUUCUUUUUUCUCUUCUCUGUGGGCUAUUAACAUGAGGGAAUAGCAACAACAGCGCCCCCUUGUUUCAAAGCUGGAACUGAGGGAGGACAUUUGGUGAUCUAGUUUAUCAGCUUGCGUAUCAGGUGACCUGGGAGAAGGGAAGAUGCUGCGGGGGCUGUCAGCAGACGGCGGGGGCUCCAGGUUCAAUCCUCUGGUGGUGGUGGAGCUCGCCUCGAACACCAAGGAGGAGGCCAUCGCGUGGUUGCUGAGCCGGAUAAGGGACACACAGCAGAAUGGAGGCGCUGAGCUGCUGGUGGAGCAGCUGGGCCCUGGGGUCGACGCUCAGGAGAAGGAAAACCCCAACAUGUUCCUGGUGGGGGCCGCAUGGCAGAGGCUGCUCUCCGGCGCUGAGGAUGUGGGCCUCUUCAAGGAGUUCCACGAUGGAUCCAUGAGAGGCUUCACCUGCGCCAACAAACACAACUUCAAAGACUUUAAAGGGGACGGAGACUCCUUUCUCAGCAUGGCCGAGUGUCAGUACAUCAUCAAACGCGAGCUGGACACACUACGGGCCAAAGACGAGACUCAUGUACCGGGACACAACCAGGUCAAGCUCUACCCCGGGAAAUCCAUCAUUCGCAGACUGCUGUCCAAGGGGAUCCUGAUCCAAGUCUUUCCUCUCCACGAAAAGGAGGAACUGAAGAGGCUGUCGUUUUCUUGGUACCAAAAGGUGAAGCUGUCCUUUCAGCCUCUCGAUGACAUCCGACACUACUACGGCGAGGGUCAGGCCCUCUACUUUGGCUUCCUGGAGUACUUCACCUUCGCCCUGGUGCCCAUGGCUCUCAUCGGGGUGCCUUACUACCUGUUUGACUGGGAGGACUACGACAAAUAUGUCAUCUUUGCUGCGUUCAACUUGGUCUGGUGCACCGUUAUCCUGGAGUUGUGGAAGCGUGGAAGCGCCUCGCUAGCCUACCGCUGGGGCACGCUGAGCAGGAAGAAAGCCUUCGAGGAACCUCGGCCCGGCUUCCACGGCGUCCUCGGGUUCAACCCUGUGACCGGCCGCGAGGAGCCGCUCUACCCCAACACCAAGAGGCAGCUGCGCAUCUACCUCGUGUCCCUGCCCUUCGUCCUGCUCUGCCUCUACUUGUCCCUCUACAUCAUGAUGAUCUACUUCCUGAUGGAGGGAUGGGUGCUGUCACUCCAUGACGCGGAGCCCACGUUCUGGACAGGAAUACUGUGUUUCAUCCCCAGUAUUAUCUACGCUGUGGUCAUAGAGAUUAUGAACCUCAUCUACAGAUAUGCUGCCGAGUUCCUCACUGAGUGGGAAAACCACAGGCUGGAGUCUUCAUAUCAGAAUCACUUGGUCCUUAAAGUAUUAGUAUUCAACUUCUUCAACUGUUUCGCCUCGCUGUUCUACAUCGCCUUUCUCAUGCAGGACAUGGUGCUGCUCAGACAGAGUCUGGCCACGUUGUUGAUCACCAGUCAGAUCUUGAAUCAGUUCAUGGAGGCCUUCCUGCCCUACUGGCUCCAGAGGAGACGCAACAAGAAGAUGAUCCGCAAAGUCCAGAAGAGAAAAACCCUGGAGGACAAAGAGCUUCCUCUGGCCGAUCAAGUCCGGCUGGAGGCCGACAUGAGCACCUACUUAGGAACCUUCGAUGAUUACCUGGAGCUCUUCCUGCUGUUUGGCUACGUCAGUCUGUUCUCCUGCGUCUACCCUCUGGCUGCCGUCCUGGUGGUGUUGAACAACAUCACAGAGGUUUACUCUGACGCCUUCAAGAUGUGUCGUGUGUUCAAACGACCCUUCUCGGACCCGGCAGCGAACAUAGGAGUCUGGCAGCUCGCCUUCGAGGCCAUGAGCGUGAUCGCUGUCGUGACCAACUGCUCGCUGAUAGGCAUGUCUCCACAAGUCAAGGCUUACUUCCUCGACUCGGACACGCAGCUCAUACUGUGGACGGUGGCUGUAGAGCAUGGGCUGCUGGCCUUCAAGUUCAUCCUGACCUUCCUCAUCCCAGAUGUUCCCAAACACAUCCAGAUCAAUCUGGCCCGCCUGGAGUUUGAAUCCCUGGAGGCCCUCAAGAAGAAGAGAUCGCUCCGUGGAGGAAAAUGCUCGAGGCCUCGGAGCUCAGCAAGACCAUCCAGUGAGGAGGAGAGGAGGACCUGCAGACGGUGACGGACCGCCGGCACCCGCUUCACACAGCCUCACACAGUUUAUACAGGACACGUGUACGUAUCAAGACCACACCCCUACGGAGCUCGUGGGGCUGAUUUUAUUUUUUUGCUUAUCUGCAAUAUCUUCACAGCAGGUGGUGAAAUCACAGAUGAAUGCUGUAUUAUGACGUACUGUAGCUCAUAUGAAGUGAUGAUGAAAGGACUUUUUUUCUGUUCUGUCAUAUGUGUGAGUAAUGGUGUGAACACAGUAAACCAAAGCCUCCAGUUAUUCACCGACUGGCUAAACUAUUAAAGCUGCUCGUUGUUGACGACAUGUGAUCAUGUUGUAUUGUGCACUCCAAGUAAAGAAGCAAAUGAAGCCAUAAAGUUCCAGUCUCAUACGCAAGCCAACACAUUAUUGUGAAAUCUCUACUGAAUACGUCGGUGGUGUUGAAAUGUUAAACACUAUUUUACUUUGAAAAGCAUCUUCGUUUAUGUGGUCUGAAUUCUGCUCUUUGAACUUUUCAUGAGGUCAUUUCAAAAAACUUAAUUCGUUAAAAGAAAUGUUUAAAUGCUAACAAAUUCAGAAAGGAAAUGAAAUUGUCUGAUAGAAAUAAAAAGCUAUAAACAUGUUGCUAAAACCUUUUUAUUUUUGGAUAUAUGAUUGUAAUUAAAAUCUUGAACAAAAUGACUGUUACCAAAAUAAGAUUUAAAAAUUCAAACUUCAAUGUGUGGAUCCCAAGAAGAAGCAAUCAAAUGUUUAAUGCAGUACAUGUAUGGUAUUUAUAUUUCAACAGGAAGUCGAUGGUCGUGCUUAAAAUGUUGUUGCUUCCACAGACUUGUUGUAAUGUUGUCUUGCGUUAGCAUGCACUGUGACCAGGGUAUAGUCAGUAAUAUGGAGCUCUUUUAACACCCGUGGUGCCUUGAAUUGCAAUCUGAAUAUUAGUUUUUUUUCUGUGCUCUGGUAUUUACAUGACCUGAUGUAUAGAAAGUGAGGAGAAUAAAGUCUGUUGAAAGCUUC